UGUCCGCAGGAGGGGCGGGAACCGGAUUACUCGGAGUACAAGGAGUUCAAGCUGACCGUGGAGAACAUCGGCUACCAGAUGCUGAUGAAGAUGGGCUGGAAGGAAGGAGAGGGGCUGGGAUCAGAGGGGCAGGGCAUUAAGAACCCCGUCAGCAAGGGGACCACGGCUGUGGAUGGGGCUGGCUUUGGGAUCGACCGCCCCGCUGAGCUCACCAAGGAGGACGACGAGUACGAGGCGUUCCGCAAGAGGAUGAUGCUGGCGUAUCGGUUCCGCCCCAACCCGCUGAACAACCCACGGCGACCCUAUUACUGAGGAGGGGCUGGGGCAGGA
Molecule: messenger RNA, 330 nt
Organism: Empidonax traillii (willow flycatcher)
Lineage: Eukaryota; Metazoa; Chordata; Aves; Passeriformes; Tyrannidae
Product: SURP and G-patch domain-containing protein 1-like
Exons: 3
Cellular component (GO): nucleoplasm
Molecular function (GO): RNA binding
Source: RefSeq, a predicted model, not a curated record